Molecule: messenger RNA, 1383 nt
Organism: Psilocybe cubensis
Lineage: Eukaryota; Fungi; Basidiomycota; Agaricomycetes; Agaricales; Agrocybaceae
Exons: 2
Coding region: 1-1383 (460 amino acids)
Source: RefSeq, a predicted model, not a curated record
AUGGAGCAUGCAGACUCAGGACUCGACAUAGUGGCAAAUCCAGUAGAUUCGGGGGCCAGCCGUUCUCCCAUAUCGCAACUGGACCAAGAUGUCAUGUGGAGAAUUUUCUCGAUGAAUGCCAAUAUGAACAAUGACGACGAAUUUCGCAUCUACUCGAAUGACAAACUCAAGAACAAAAACAACAGGGCAUUAUACACUACCUGGCAUAGUUCACAAGUAUGCCGGUUCUGGCGUCGCCCUCUGUUGAAUGCACCAACAUUAUGGGCACAGCUCAUCGACCUAGAUGGCCUCUCAUCCGUGGACGAUUUAAUGAAGGAGGAGAUCGUUCGCAGAUCCGGGCUCUGCCCCCUCGCUAUUGCUGGCCACGUCUUCGCCAUAUUUCCAAAGGAAAAAGACUUCUUUAUUUCAAUAAUUCGUAAUAACUGGGCAAGAAUAAGGAGUCUCAAGGUUUCAAUCAGCCAAUCCAACAAAAUUCCAGGCGAUGUUUGGGACGUCCUAUCGGAGCCUGCCCAGACCCUUGAACAUUUCAGGAUUCGAGCAUCUAACGGUUUAAACCCUAGCAACAACAAUGGCAUAAUCAGCAACGUCUUCGCAAACUAUUCGCCAUUUCUCAAAUCCUUUAGAUCUUGGAAAAUCAACUUUAAUUUUGGCUCUGGAGAUGAUGAGGCCGAUGAACCACCAACGCAAUCAACAAUUAUUCUUGCUACAAAAGUUUUAUCGAGGUAUUCACAAAGCUUCUUUGAAAAUAAUCCGGUUACGACUUUCCAGUACGCCAUCACUCAUACAACAAUCACAAUAGCAGAAUAUCGAUCCAAAACUCCAAUGUAUCGCAUCUUUGUUGGCUGCGGUGACCCUGGCCAACUUCCUCUCUUAUUCACUCUCUUUGAGGCUUAUUCGUCUUGCGAUUUCUCCCAUGUAGAAACCUUGCUAUUUGACAUUGACAUUUUUCCAUCACAGACAAUAAAUGCGGAUGUUCUCAAGAUUCUGUUCAAGUUUAAUUCCGUCAAAUCCUUAUUGUUUUCAAAACCUGGCACCAUCCCCGCUCUAUACAGCCUGGUACGGGAAUACACGGAUACAACCAGGUCCAGUGAAGCCAUACAAUUCUCGCUAUUCCCUUCCCUUACCGCCAUCAAAGCAAUUGGAGCGUAUAAUUUUGUUAGUCAGACGAAGAAGGUUUCUCCAGCACUCUUGCUACUUCAAGAAACCCUUGCCAAAUUCGUGAUAUGGCGGAGAGAUUACGGCAUUGAAGUCCCUGUGGAGGUUAUUGACAUUUCUGACCUAGGGGAUGCAGCCAAAGUGGAAAUAUUCAAUAGUAUUUCGGGCAUAAAAGUCAUCUGUAAAGCGUCACCUGACGAAGCGGAAGGUGCUAAAAAUGAACUAUGA